AUGUCAUUCUUAAAUUAUGAAUAAAAAUAAAACAAUCAUGAUUAUGAAAAAGAUAAAAUAGGUCCAGAUAAAACUUCAAUUAUGAUUAAUCCAAAAUAAGGAUCCAAUAGCGAAAUAUAAUUUUAUUCUGAUAUCAGUGUAAUAGAUAGUAAUAGGCCAGUGCCAUAAUCAAGCUUAAUAAGACCUAUAGCGUAAUUAAAAAAAGAAAACUCAGGAAGAUAAUUAAGAUUUAACGUAACCUUUUUUUCAAACAAACUUAGACCUCAUCUAAAAAUGUUAAAGGUGAUUAAUAAGUUGCCAACAAAAUUUCUAAUUUUCGUAAAGUGGUCCUAAAGAAUGAAGAAAAUAUUAAAACUAUUUAAGAGAGGUUUUGGAACAAACUUUUAGAAGCAGCAUAUAUUUGGAGAAAAGACAUAUUCAAUUAUAAUAAAGAGGUUAUAAAUAAUUUAUUUUCUUAUGAUUCAAAGGAGGAAAAUAAUGGCAAAAUAGCAAAUUCUUCUAAAGGAAUUUUAAGCUUAAAAAUAGAAGUGCUAUUACCAUCUUAAUUAUUUGUAAGAUUAUGGGAUUUAAUGGCACUUAUAAUAACAGCUAUAACAUUAUGGUUUUCUUCAUUUGUUGCAACAUUUGGAUUAUUUUACUAAGAAUCCUACAGAAUAAUAAUAUAUAUGUUUAUUACAUUCUUCUGGAUUGAUGCUUUUAUAAUUUGUCAUAAAGCAAUAAUUUUAUAGGGAGAACUAAUACUAAACAAAAGAAUAAUAAUUUAGCAAUAUUUAAGAAGUCAUGUUUAUAAUGACAUCAUUAAUUGUUUGAUUUGGAUAAUCUAAUUAUCUCACAUUGAUGAUAUUCACGCAAGAUAGCUACUCUCUUUGAUUUAGACUGUCUUUAUAAUCAUUAGAUUAUAUAGUAGAUUAAAUAAUUAUAUUGAUUGUUUAUACAUGAGUGGUAGUUUGAGUGAAUUAAUUGAUUUGAUUAUAUUGAUUAAUUGCAUAUUCUUUUGCAUUCAUAUAUUUGCAUGUUAUUGGACAUACAUAGGAUUUGCUACAGAAAAUACAGGUAUGAAUUGGUUAAUAAAAAAUUAAAUUGAAAAUAAGGAACAUUGGAUUUAAUAUAAUAUAGCAAUAUAUUGGGCAACUAUGACUAUGGUAACUGUAGGUUAUGGUGAUGUAACAGCAGGAAAUUAAUAUGAAAUUGUAUAUUCUAAUUUUGCAAUGUUUAUAAGCAGUUUAAUUUUUGCUUAUUCAAUGAACUCUAUAGGAAUUAUUAUUAAGAAUAUUUAAGUUUCUUCAAGUUUCUAUAAGUAAAAAUUUCUUAUUUUUCUAAAGGAAAAAUCUGAUCUUAAUGAAUACUUAUAUGAAAAAUAAUCUUGUAUCAGAUUCCAUUUAAAAUAGAGUACGAAAUUUUUUAAAAUAUCAAGCAGAAAAUAAUUAGUAAACAAAUGCUUAAGAUGUAUAUUAUUAUUUCCUAUAGACAGAUACAUAAUAUAAUUGAUGAUUUUCCUCCUUUGCUUUAAGAAGAGUUAAAAUAAGAUGUUAAAUUAAGAAUAUUAAAUUAAAUUAAACUCUUUGAUAUCUUUUCAGAGAAAAUCAAAUAUGCUGUUGCUAAUAAGUUAUAAUAUGGUUCAUGCAUUCCCAAUGAUGUUUUAUUUGAUAAUCAGCUUAGUAAUGAUCAUUCUCUGUAAAACUUUAUUUAAUUAAAGUUAUUUUGUAGAAAAAGGAGAAAUAAUAAUCUAAGAAAGUAUGACGAAAAAACAAUUAGAAACCUUUAAAUCAGGAACUUAUUUUGGCCAAUAUUAAUUUUUUACUAAUCGUUCUUUACCAAUUCGGGCUGUUAGUCAAACUUUUACAUAAAUUUAUAAAAUAUCCAGAAAUGAUUUUUUAUAAAUAUUAAAUACAAGUUAAAUAGAUUUUGAAACUUAUCAUAAUAUUAAAGAUCAGUUAAUCAUAAAUCAAGAUUUAAGGAUUAUAAAUUUAAAAUGCAACAUGUGUUCAAAGUACACACACUUAAAUGUUUAUUGUCCAAUUAUUAGUUAUAGACCAGAUUUAGAAAGACUAAUUAAAUCUUAAUACUUUAUUAAAUAAGAAAGAAAAAAAAUUAUUCGUAUGGAUAGAUAAAAAAUCAAUUCUUUAAAUGAUUAUGAAAACAUAGUCACAUCUGUUACUUAAUAUUAGUAACAGGAGUUACAUAUUUAAUCCUCCAACAAUUAUGAUAAAAUAUCUUAGGAUCAAAAUGAAAGUUAAAAUAAUUUAAUUAAAUAAAAUUAAUCAAAUCAACCAAGUUUAUCAUAGUUGAAUGCAUAGAGUGAAAAAUAGUAAUGUAUUAAAAUUAAAACAUAUUAGAGAUUUUCUAAACUUAAUACUCUUUGGGCUCUUAGAUGUAGAAAUAAUAAUCAAAAUAAUUAUUCUAUCAAAAAUCCAUUGGGAUCUAAAUUAAUGAAAAUAGAAGAAAAUCUAUCUCUAGUACUUUUGAAUUAGAAAAUUUAGUUGUACCUGUAUCUAAUGCACAAGUUUAAAAAUAAUUUUUAAACAAAAACGCAUUUCAAACUACAGAUUUAAUGGAAGUUUAAUUAUAAUUUUAAAAUUGUGACAUUGAUCUUGCUUUAAGAUCAUAAAGUUAUUUACCUUUUAAUCAUAUUUCAGUUGUGAUAGCUUAAAAUAAUUAAAGGAGAAAUAAAUCGAAAUAACAAUCAUUGUUUAAUUUUAAAUAUACAUUAUUUUAUAAGGUCGCAACAUUGUGUAAAUUAGAAAAACCUGUUAACCAAAAUAACUUAAAAAAAAAAAGAUAUGUAAUGAAGAAUAUAUAAAUAAAAGAAAAAUAAUGA
Molecule: messenger RNA, 2818 nt
Organism: Paramecium sonneborni
Lineage: Eukaryota; Ciliophora; Oligohymenophorea; Peniculida; Parameciidae
Source: the annotation of a GenBank genome assembly